UCAGCACCUCAAGGGUCAAAGAGUCUGCCUGUCUGUCUGUCAGCACCCUGAGCUCCCAAUAGUUGUUCGGUCGAUGCUGUAAGUUGGGGUGGCUGCGAAUGUGGGGGUGUCCCUGACCCUCUGUGCGGCUGUGUGGUUACAGAGGGAAAGAGCAUGGAGUACAGCGAGGUGACCAGCGUCUUCUCUCGCCUGGUGGAGACGCACUUCCUGCAGCGCUGCCCCCCAGUGGCAGAGCGCAGCGGCGACAGCGCGGCCUGCCCAGCCCCCACCCUGGCUGAUGGCGACAAGGAGAGGUACACCCUGCCCCACAUCACCCUGACAGGCCGGGGGAAGCGCCCGCGGGCCAGUGAGGACAGCGAGGGCGACCAGAGGGCGAAGAGAGCCAGGCUGGACACGGCGGCUCACGAGUCCGCACAGGCCCAGGGCGAUGAUGGGAUCUACUGGCAGGUGAAUUUCGAGAGGUUCCACCAGCACUUCCGAGACCAGGCCAUCGUCAGCGCGGUGGCCAGCAAGCUGGACCAGACCAGCAGCGAGAUCGUGAGGACCAUGCUGAGGAUGAGCGAGGUGACCACCCCGUCCGGCGCCGCCUGCACCCAGCCGCUGAGCUGCAACGAGAUUUUCCGGGCGCUGCCCCCUAGUUACAGCAUCACCCGGCCCGUGCUGGACCAGUACCUCUCCCUGCUCGUGGAUGACCCGAUGGAGUUCGUGGGGAAGUCGGGCGACAGUGGGGGCGGGAUGUUUGUCAUCAAUUUGCACCGAGCCCUGACCAACCUGGCGCGGGCGACCCUGGAGUCCGCCGUGCAGGAGAGGUUCGGCUCGCGGUCGGCGCGGAUCUUCCGGCUUCUGCUGCGGAAGAGGCACCUGGAGCAGAAGCAGGUGGAGGACUUUGCCAUGAUCCCCGCCAAGGAGGCGAAGGAGAUGAUGUACCGCAUGCUGUCGGAGAACCUGGUGCAGCUCCAGGAGAUCCCCAAGACCCCUGACCACGCCCCCUCUCGCACCUUCUACCUGUACACGGUGAACCCCCUGCCCACCGCCCGGAUGCUCCUGCAGCACUGCUACAAGACGGUGGCCAAUCUGAUCGAGAGGCGCCUUUUCGAGACCAAGGAGAACAAGCGUCUCUUGGAGAAGUCCCAGCGGAUCGAGGCGAUCCUGGCCUCGCUGCAGGCCAGCGGCGCGGAGCCCGGCCAGCUAGCCGAGGUGGAGGAGAUGAUCACGGCGCCCGAGAGGCAGCAGCUGGAGGCCCUGAGGCGCCACGUGAACAAGCUGGACUCCAGUGAGAACCAGGUGGACGAGACCAUGUUCCUCCUGGAGUCCUACAUCAGCUCCACUCAGGCCUCUCGCUGACCGCCGGGCCCCGCUGAAGCAACUGGUGCACCUGCCGGCCUGUGGCUCCACCUGCCUUUCAAGCCCCGGAGUGUGAGUGUGAGUGUGAGUGUGAGUGUGAGUGUGAGUGUGAGUGUGAGUGUGAGUGUGAGUGUGAGUGUGAG
Molecule: messenger RNA, 1487 nt
Organism: Lepisosteus oculatus (spotted gar)
Lineage: Eukaryota; Metazoa; Chordata; Actinopteri; Semionotiformes; Lepisosteidae
Source: RefSeq, a predicted model, not a curated record